Messenger RNA from Sphaeramia orbicularis (orbiculate cardinalfish), 3909 nucleotides. It is a transcript of the gene susd2, whose product is annotated as sushi domain containing 2. Lineage: Eukaryota; Metazoa; Chordata; Actinopteri; Kurtiformes; Apogonidae. The transcript is spliced from 14 exons. The record is from RefSeq and is a predicted model, not a curated record. The coding region runs from base 225 to 2711 and encodes 828 amino acids.
AACUUUAAAAAUGUGACGUGAGAAAAAGCGGAAUCUGUCAGUCCUCGUUAAAAUUCAUACUUUUAAGCAGUGUGUUAAAUUAUAACUUCAUAACUGCAUGCGGAAAGCCAUUAAGUUUAUUUGCAUGACCUUGGACUCAGCACAAAGUCCAACCAGUGCAGUGUGAGUGUGACACACUAUGGGAGUUCACAUAUUGUUUGUGUGUUCAGUCCCGCAAGAUAAACAUGACAGUAAACUACAGACUGACCGUUCUUCUUUGGGGAUGUUUCCUUAUUUUCUCAUCUAAAACAGCAAGUCAAUCCUGCAUGUCUAAAUGUGGAGACAUACUGGAGCAAUGUUCCUGCCAUGCAACCUGUGUGUCUUUGCAGAACUGCUGUGCAGAUUACAACCAAUCCUGUGUUCAGGUGACCCCUUACUCCAGCUCCAUGCUGGGUGGAACAGCUCUCAGGAUCCACAGUUUGCUCCUUCAUCCUAAUGAACGUGUGCUCUGCAGGUUCAAAGGUGAGAUUGAAAGAAAUGGAUUUACUGAUGCUGAGGGCCAGGCAUACUGUGUCACUCCAUUAUUGUACGAGACGGGUUGGAUACAGUUUGGUGUCUCAAUAGAUGGAAUUAACUUUGACAGAUCUGGAGAGUACUUGUCAGUCCACCCCAGUAAAGCAGACCCUGCUUUUCAAGUCACCCUGGUGAAUACAACACAGUGGCAGAACUAUGGCAUGCAGAACACAGCAGAACGGCUCAAGAUGACUUGGAACAGCUCACUGAUUGGAGCAGAGAUGGUCAACAUAGAACUGUGGGGCUACAAAGAGUUCAGCAGGGGCACAGAGGCAGGGACACAUGGAUCUGUAUCAUUUGAGGCGAAGAUGAGCUAUCUGUACUCUCUUGGCAAGAAUCUGCCCAACACAGGUUCCUUUAGUUUUGUUCCUGAGCCAUCGAAGGAGCACACUGACUGGGAGCUUGGGAAUAUCCGCAUCACUGCUAGUUCUAUAUCUGAUGGAGCAAGGGAUGUUCAGGCGCUGUGGAGUGGAGGUCAUGUCUUAGCCUGGCACCUGGAACAGGCUUUCAGAGAUGACUCCACGGCGUGGGCCAAGAACAAGUGUCUGCAGUGGGACGACUUGGAGGAGAAGCUCCCCAACUUUCUGGAUGAGCUCAUUGACUGUCCAUGCACUCUGGCACAGGCUCGAGCAGACACAGGCAGGUUUCAUACUGACUAUAGUUGUGAUAUUGAAAAGGGCAGUGUGUGCACUUAUCACCCAGGUUGUGUCCACUGUGUCCGAGCAAUUCAGGCCAGUCCUACACAUGGAUCGGGUCAGCAGUGCUGCUACGACAGUUCAGGUGAUCUGGUUCUGACGGGGGAUUCAGUUGGUGGCAGCACCCCAGACAGGGCUCAUGACUGGGGCUCGCCUCCGUACAGGGAGCCCCCACGGGUACCUGGUUACUCCCACUGGCUCUAUGAUGUCAUGAGUUUCUACUACUGCUGCCUUUGGUCUGACCAUUGUCACAUCUAUUUCAACCGUCGACCUUCUAGCGGAUGUCGCAGCUACCAACCCCCAAAAGCAGCUGCUGUCCUCGGGGAUCCACAUUUCAUAACGUUUGAUGGCUUCAGCUACACGUUCAACGGCAAAGGAGAGUACUACCUUGUGUUGUCACCGCACAGAGAGCUGAGUGUUCAAGCCAGAACAGAAAAGGUGAAACUUAAGAAAGGUACCGUAGCCAACGCCACGCGGCUCUCAUCAGUGGCGAUGAAGGAGAAUGCCUCUGAUGUCAUCGAGGUGCGUCAAACAGAGGGUCACCUACAGGUGCUGAGGAACCAAAGGGUCUUACCAUUCACCGAGCAAAGAUGGAUGGACCUACAUGGUGUGCUGGUCUUUUCCCCGAGUCCACAGGAUGUGACAGUCAUGUUCUCCUCUGGUGUGGGUGUGGAGGUCCAUGUGCACGAAGGAACCAUGGCAGUAACCGUCCUGUUGCCGACAGAGUUCACUAAUAAAACCCAGGGUCUCCUCGGCCUGAUGAACUCUGACCCCUCAGAUGACCUGCUAACUCAUCUGGGACACAUCAUCUCCUCUGCUGAUGCCACAGCAGAACAAAUCUUUACCUUUGGAGCAGGCUGGAACAUUUCAAAGACGUCAUCCCUUUUCACUUAUGACUCCAAGUCCCUUUUGGACGACUACUACAUCCCACCAUCCCACGACUCUACUUUUUUCCCGGCCUUUUCCCUCCCUGAGAGCCCUGACGACCCUCUGGUGGCAGACAUGUUGACCAUGUGCUUUGGAGAAGGAGCGCGGUUCUGUAAAUACGAUACGUUGACCACACGCAGCCUGGCCGUGGGAAACUCAACGCUCAGGGUUUUCCAGAAUCACCAAGCCUUGAUUAAAGUCCUGGAGCCAGUGGUGUCUUGUGGCUGGAUUCCUGUGCCCCAAAGUGGAAAGAAGAAUGGCAGUAAUUACCUUGAAGGAAGCACCCUGAGCUUUUCCUGCAAUGAAGGCUUUAUACUGUAUGGUUCAUCAGAGCGCACAUGUCUGGAUGAUGGAACCUGGACCGGAGAACAACCCUACUGUAUAACAGACAACAAGGUCGGGUUCGUACUCGGGGCCGUUGGUUCCCUCUCUGCGUUCGUCACGAUGGGAAUAAUGAUCAAUCUACACAACAGAAAACAAGACAGAGAGAGAAAAGAGAAGCUGGACCAGAUGGAGAUUCAAGAACAGACUUGUUAAACCAUCAAAGUAAUUUUUUACUGGAUUAAGGAUCACACCACUCCAGAAUGAAACCAACAAUAUGUGGCAACAAUUAUGCUUAGAGCUCAGGAAAUCGUAUUCAGUUGUGUUUUUCAUUGAGCCAAUAGUCUUCUUUAGUCUUCUUUUGACCUGUUGACCUGAUCAGGAGAACCUCAGGCACUACUUAAUCUUUCAGCGUUUUGUUUUUGCUUCAUGUUUUCCUUCUUGUUCUGUUUGGAAAGCCUCCAGGUUGUGGUAAAUGGCGCAUGGGAUGAGGAUUGACUGUAGUGAAGAGAUGAAAAAGUGUCAUGCUUGUUUUUAUAUUCCUGUUUUGCAUGACUGGAAGUCUGAUCUUCACUUAAAAUGAGAAUUGUAUAAAUACUACGCUGAGAUAUCAUCAUUACAAUCAACACUCCCUUCUCCCGUUCAGUUUUAAACAGGACCAGAUGUCUUCAUAUUCAUGUCAAAUGUGAAGUGAACCUGAUCGGUUUUUUGGUUGAAAGACUUUGCAGCCUUUGUGUGGCCUCACAGCCUUCAGUCAAACGAAGGGUUUUGCUGAGUGACUGAGCCAGAAAAAUCCACAAAUGUUACGAAAAGGUCACCAUUUGCUUUUCCACUGUAUCGACCUUUGUUAAGCUUCUUUUCUUUUUACUGUUACAUCUGUAUCUGUACUUAUUCCUUAAAGCAAUGAUUGAUGGAAUGCAUUUAUAUUUUUUAUUAAGGUUCAGUGUGUGACAUUUAGUCCAAGUUUCAGAUUGAAACCCACUGACUACCCCCCUCCCCCUCCCCUACAGUGGCAGCAGAAAAUACGGAAGUCCCUCAUUACAGUCAGUAUUUUUUACUGUCUUUUUUUUUUCUUUAAGGAGUUAUGACUCUGGUACACAGUCCUAGUAUAGUAUAUGAUGUAAUGCACCUUAACACUAGACGCCACCUGCCAUAAAAUGGAAAAAAAAGAAAUCAGUUUGGAACUACUGUAAAUACACUGCGUCAUAAUAUGGCAGACAUUAUGGCAAUAACCCACUCCCUGUGUCGAUAUGAAUGGCUCGUUCUAAGGUAACAAAAAAGUAACCCAGGUGACUAUACACUUCCAAAAAUGUUCAUUAAUUCAUUUGUUAUCUGAACCCGCUUUAUCCUCACUAGGAUUGCUGGAGCCUAUCCCAGCUACUUAUGGGCGAGGGUGGGGUACACCCUGGACAUG